UAGCAGAGUCCGUUUUGUUCAUUAAUAGAACAUAUGUUGGAUUUAAAGGAUACAGGAGACACUUUUUGCCGUCUCCUUUCCGUAUCUGUUGUCUGCGCGGUGUUCUCGGCUUGAAGCGUAAAAUGUGUGGCUCAGACAGGUGAGAGAGAUGCAACAUGGGCAGGAAUGGACCAAAGUGUGACUCGAAGAAGCCAGAGACUCAGCUGUCAUGUCACAAAGCAUCCUGCGUGGUUUCAGUAUGCAGGGAACACAGAGGACAAGCUACCUGAGGAUCCGCUUCCUUCUGCUGUAUGCUGCCGUAGACUCCUCCACCCGGAGCUGAGCCCCCGGUGGAGCGUGUGUGUGAAAGGGGACCCUGCCAGGCUCCAUGGCUCAUUCGUCAGACCCAUCCCGCAGGGAGAAGCCCCCCGGGACCCAAGGGAUGCAUACGGCCACGCGCAACCUCUUACGGAAGAAGGAGCAGCGCCGGCGUGGAAUCCGAUCCUCCUCACCCAUGGGCCGGGUCAUCCUCAUCAAUUCUCCUGUGGAUGGCGGAGAUGACAGCGAGGACCUCCAUACCAUCACAGUGGACAAGAGCGUGGACGGAAAGCUCGGCUUCAGCGUGCGUGGAGGCUCAGAACAUGGCCUCAGCAUCUUUGUCAGUAAGGUGGAGGACAAUAGUACAGCAGAGGAAGCAGGUCUGCUCGUAGGUGACAAACUAGUGGAGGUGAAUGGCAUCAGCCUGGAGAGCAUCACCAUGAGCAGCGCUGUGAAGGUCCUGACGGGAAACAACAGGCUGAGGAUGGUGGUGAGACGUGUUGGCAAAGUCCCCGGCAUCCGCUACUCCAAGGAGAAGACUACCUGGGUGGACUUGAUACACAGACGUAUGGUGGUGGAGGAGAGUGGACGGACACCUUCGGAGGCCAGCUCAGGCAGCGCCCUGCAAAGGAUUGUCCACCUUUACACCACGUCAGAUGAUUACUGCCUUGGCUUUAACAUCCGCGGGGGAAAGGAGUUUGGUCUGGGCAUCUAUGUCUCCAAACUGGAUCCUGGUGGUCUGGCCGAGCAGAAUGGAAUAAAGAUGGGGGACCAGAUCCUGGCUGCCAAUGGAGUGAGCUUUGAGGACAUCAGCCACAGUAGUGCCGUGGAGGUGCUGAAGAGCCACACACACAUCAUGUUGACCAUCAAGGAAGCAGGACGAUAUCCUGCCUAUAAGGAGAUGGUGGCAGAAUACAGGUGGCUCAAUAAGUUGGCCAACGGCACUCAGAAAUCUUCCUCCCAGGGUUCAGACUCCAACUCCUCAGCCUCCUCUCUGUCGUCUGGGACUCCGGUCAGCUCUCUGAGCGGCCUGUCUCAGGUCCUGUUCCCCCCCAGCCUGCAGUUUGGCUCAGACAUGGUGGAUGUCUGCAUCUCCACUGAGGACCAGAGGUCUGAGUCUGAGCGAACUGAGACCGCCAUCCAGACGGACCUUCCUUCUCAGAGGACGGGUGCGGACACCACUCGCAGCCUGGGACCCACCACUCUGCUGAAAGACACUGUGAUUCGUGGAGAGGAGGUCAGGGGGCGGAAAGAGUCGCCCAAGACAGCCAUGCUGCUGGCUCUGAGCAGACCGAGCCGACCAAUCAGCAGGUCGCAGAGCCAAGUCACUGUGGCAGAAAUCAAGCAGAAGAAAGAGAAGAAGCAGAAAGGGAAGGACCCAGAGGAGAAGAGCACCCUGCAGCGCUCAAAGACCUUUGUUAACUUGCUGUUCAGGGGUGGACGCAAGAGAGACACUUCCAAGGGGCGCUCCAAGUCUCCGUCCACAGACAGGGCCGGCAAAGAGGGUCAGCAGCACAGUGCGAUGCCAAAUUCAGAGAUGCUCGGGGUGGUGGAGGACAUGGCCCGCAGGCUGCUGCCUGAGGAGGAGGUGGCUGCUGUGAUGAAGGCGUGCCGACAGUACAUAGCAGAGCGGUCAGUGGAGAACUUGGUGCGCCACCUGCUGGCUGUGUUGGACCGGCCUGAGAAGCUGCUGCUGCUGAGGGAAGUCAGAAUGCUGCUUCCUCCUUCUGACCUGAGUGCAUUCAAUAACACGGUGACUCCUAUUGAAGGCGAAGCCUACGACAUCCUCAAGUAUCGUUCAAUUCGAACUCCUCCUCUUCGCUCUCCCACGUCUGGCCGGGCACCCAAACGACGCCUCAUCACUCCCAUCCCAGAUUACAGGGGAGGCUUCGAGCUCCACAGUGCUGAGGAGGUGGAGAAGGAGAGCCACCUCCUGGAGGAGCUGGAGAAGCUCAGUCUGUCUGGCCCCCGUGGGUCCAGGGGGAGGCCCCACACCUCCAGAUCCUUCACUCCGCUGCUGGACAUACCGGUGGACGGUUAUAACACAGAGUCCAGAGACCUCAGACCCCCCUCUGCCAGCCCCAUGCUCCCAAACUGGCUGCUGGCCCGCAACGACGACCCCCGCCCUCCAAUCCGAACAGACAUUGGCACUAUUCGCUCCGUGCACUUUGACGAGGUUUCACUGCACUCGACUUCAGGCAAGGCGGAUACAGAAAGAGGACGGUCCCCGUUUAGAAACAGCCACUCGAAAGGAAAAAGGGAGAAAAGUGGAGACAGGAGUAAAGAAGCUGUGUUCACGCUGCAGAGUGCUGCUCGUAGGAGUCGGCCCCUGUUGUCGCAGGUGUUUGGUUCAAAUCCAGAUCAGAAAGUCGGGAGUGAACAGAUGAACGGCCACCAGGCGUCGUCUGAGAACGGACUCCACGGCUGUGACCCUGAGCAGGAAUAUGAGCUCAAAUCUGUCAGCAUUUCCAAGACCAAACAGUCACUGGGCAUCAGUAUAUCCGGUGGGAUGGAGUCGAAGAUUCAGCCGGUGGUGAAGAUUGAGAAGAUCUUUCCUGGAGGAGCAGCCUCCACCUGUGAAGUGCUCAAGGCUGGAUUUGAGUUGUUGUCUGUGGACGGAGUCUCCCUGCAGGGAGUCACCCAUCAGCAUGCUGUCGACAUCAUCCGAAAAGCCUUCAGCAAUAAGGCCAAAGAUCCCAUGGUGUUUGUGGUCAAAGUCCCCAAGAACAUUUAAUAAGAGACUGAGAUGCUCGUCGUGAAUCCAGAUAAACGCCUCUGGGAUUUAAGACGGAGACGGGAAGACUCGAACGCUGACCUGAAACAAUCCGCUGAGCUCUGAGGUCAGGUAUGUGAUUUUGCCAUUCAUGUUAAAGUCAGCGGUGAUGACAUGGACACUGGCGACUGCUGAGCUGAAGAACAAAAAUGGCCUGAGGCGGCAGGUCACGGGACUCCAGAAGGUUAAGCAAAUUAAGACCACAGAUAUAUGAGAGAAAUAUUGUAUCAUCAUCAUCAUCAUAUUAAAAAAAAAAAAUAAAAAAUGUUCCUGAUGCCUUAAUAUGUCACUUUAUCACAACCCAGGAGCCACUGCCUGUUAAGAACAUGGUUUGCUUUUUACAUUUUAUGUUGUAUUAACAUUCAUCAGUGUAUAAAACUAAAACAAACAAACAAUGUGUCAUGGAUCAGCAGUGUAUGUCUGUGCUCCUGAAUUUUAAAUAUGCAGGAUGACAAACUGUAACCUGAGUGCCUUUAAAAGCCCUGUGGACUGAGCAUGUAAAACAGUCUUAACUCUGUAAGUCGGCUUGAAAUCAGAGUUUUGACCUGCAGAGGGCAGACGUGAGCCUUGUAUAUCACACCAGAGCACAAACAUUAAAACAUUGUCAAACUGUAAAACAG
Toxotes jaculatrix (banded archerfish) is the source of this 3690-nucleotide messenger RNA. Its product is annotated as PDZ domain-containing protein 7-like. The record is from RefSeq and is a predicted model, not a curated record. The coding region runs from base 368 to 3031 and encodes 887 amino acids. The transcript is spliced from 18 exons. Gene Ontology annotation, molecular function: protein binding. NCBI's taxonomy places the organism in Eukaryota, Metazoa, Chordata, Actinopteri, Toxotidae. Gene Ontology annotation, cellular component: stereocilium tip; plasma membrane; cilium. Gene Ontology annotation, biological process: sensory perception of sound; auditory receptor cell stereocilium organization.